CGCAACAGCAGCAGAAUCACUUGUUAACGAAGAGACUCCGUCAUACGAGUGGGCAUUGAGUCAUCUUUGCACGUGAGACGUGAGUGAGGCGGCCGUCAUCUUUUUGUCGUCUGCCACUAUCAUAUAUCUCAGUAUCUGUCGUCUGCUCCAUCUACGUUGGAGAGACGUCAGUUAAUCACACCAGGCUGGUCUGACCAGUCCGAGAACCUGCUCGGGAAUUUAGAUUUACCGUUUGAUUAUAUCGUUUGCUGCUCCCAGUUCUCGUCUGCUCUCGUCUGCGACUGACUGAGGCAGACGUCUAAAGCAUCUGUAAUACUAUCUCGCCUCAUCCAGCAUCCUCGGUGUGGGAUCUCCCGGCAACAAGCCGCAUUCUAGAAGCUUUCUAUGACCAGCCUCCGUUCGAUAUAUAACAGCGCCGUGAAUCAGUCAUCUGACAAACAAACAAAGGAGGAGAAACGGCACUUUCCUCUCGGAGUCGGAUACUUGGAUACGUACAGGGAUUACUACACAACUAUCGUACUGACGAGCCCCGUGCAACGAUAUGGCAACACGGAUCCCCAUCACUAAGGACUCGUUUGGAUUUGAAGACCGUCAGGACGACAUUUGGCAGAAGAUGGAGCACGACAUGGAGCGCAGGAGGAAAGAGUGGGAGAAUGAGAUUGAGAAGAUGUCCACGGACUUCUUCUCCAUGAGGCCAGACCGGACACAACGCAGCUUCGACCCCAUACAGGACAGGAUCGGCAUCGCCGAAAGCCACGACGACGGCAAGAGCGUCAUCGAGAAGAACGAGCAUGGCCAACCCGUGUUCAAGGCAAGGUUCAAUGUCAAGGACUACAAACCGGAAGAGGUCAAUGUCAAGAUGGACGCCAAUAAGAUCAUCGUCCAGGCCAAGCAUGAAGAAAACAGUGGAGGGGCGUCUGUGAGUCGGGAAUACUGCCGAGAGGUCAACAUUCCGAAAGAGAUCGACCCCUUGGCAUUGCAGUGCAGCAUCUCGCCCGAGGGGAAAUUGACGGUAGAAGCACCUGUCCCCGUUCCCGACUAUCAGAAGGAUGCGCCCGUACCAGCCCCCGACUAUCAGAGGGAGGCACCCGUACCAGCCCCCGACUAUCAGAGGGAGGCGCCCGUACCAGCCCCCGACUAUCAGAGGGAGGCCCAUGUACCAGCCCCCGACUAUCUGAGAGAAGCACCGGGUACGCCAACUAAGAUUAGCAUCAGCCAAUCAUCUAACGCUUCUCACUCCCCAUAUCAUUCAGGGACGUCUUCCCCAGCAUCGUUCCAACAUCCACAACAGCAGCAAAGAGUUUCUACACCGCCUUAUAAGCCCCAGCCUACACAAUUCACACCGCCACCUGUCAAUCAACCCCAGCAAUUCCAGUCUCCCCCCUCGUCAGGUCAGUUCCAACAGCCAUCUUCUGGCUCAUCGUAUGGUCAAUAUCCGUCACAUCCGGGAUCUUCUGGGCAGUUCCAAGUUCCUCCCUAUCAAGGACAGAGCCAUUCUAAAACACCUCAAGCUUUCAACACAUCUGUCGUCAAUUCCUCAUCCACACAACGCACAGCAUCCCCCGUGGGCUUCCCAGAGAAGAAGUUCAAGGUCGAAGCCGACAUUGAGGAUUUCAACCCGGAAGAUCUUACCGUGAAGACCCAGGAUAAGAAGAUCGUUAUCACAGCGCGGAAAGAGGUCAAAACGGGCAAUAGGACGUCAACCCGCGAGAUGAGCCGAGAGUUCGCCAUCCCUGAGAACGUGGACCCGUACAGCGUCAAGGCCUUUUUCACCGAGGGCGGGAAACUCAUCCUGGAGGCUCCGUACAGGCAGACGACUUCCGGUCAGUAUUCCAAUGGCGGGGGAAAUCACUCCAGUUCGCCCAUGACUGGCAGGUAAAUAUGUGUUGCCUGGAAACUUUGUUAAAGAGAAGGAUAUUAUUUUCCGAAGGACGAAUGACUUGUGGACAACAUUCUGGCUGUUUGAACGAGGUGUGAGAUGACGUUGACGGGUGGACACAGGAAGCAGGACCGCCGUGCCAUGGUGCUUGUGUAUGUGCAAUCAAGAUUUCAGAGAUUCCAGAUCGCCCUGUUGAUCACGUGGUACCAAUAACUUUCACUGCAGAUGAUAUUUUUUGAUGCAACCGAAUAACCAAAGCAAUCACGAGUUAUUGCCCUUUGAUCAUUAGUGAUGUAGUUGAUGUUGUACCGUGGUGCAUUGCUUCUUGCUGUUCCUUCAAGAGUAAUCUCACUUGAUCGAACAUAAUUUUGUGGCACCGCAGAUCAUAUUUUGUUGAUACCUUUAAAACAUUUGCUAUGACUCCAUAUAAAUUAUACAUACGAUAACUUAUUUAGACAGACAACACAAAGGUCAGUGACCUCAUGUGAUCAGUAGCCAAGUAUUAAGUCAUCAUGGUUCGGACACAUUGCUAUGGUGAACAUAUAAUAUUGUCCGUGUAUUAGACAUUGUAUUUUUAUUACCGUGUUUAGUCAGUCCUGUUUGUAUCCCUUGAUUGUAGCCCUAGACUCAGAAGGAUGAGUGUGCACGCAGUUUUGUAAACACAUUAAAUAUGUUCAAUGUCUGAAGAUUAUGAUAUAAUAGAAAAGUUGUUUUAGGAAAAUAUUAAUCCAGCCGAGAAAGACACAUGCAUACAUUUUUCGCCUUGGUUUCGACACCAUGCUUGCUUUAAAAGAAUAUCCAAUAGAAAGUGAUAGAUCUAAUAUAUGUGUCACGACGUAUCUGCUACUACUCGCCUGAAAAGGUAAGAUCUGUUGAUAUGAGCUCUAGGUCUGUUACUGGCUGGGUUUAUGAAGUACAGGCUAUAUUAUGUUAGGUCUAUGGAGAUUAGAUCUGUUAAUUACUGCUUCGGAGUCAGAUACUGCUAGACCAAUCACUAUAGACCUGACACUGCUAGGUAGAAGAUCUGCUGCUACUGCUGCUAUUAAUGUUGACACUGCUAGGUAUUAGAUCUGUUACUGUGAGACCGUUAAUGUUGACGCUGCCAGAGAUGAGAUGUGACACUGCUAUUGAUUAGAACCGUGCGACUCCCGAAGCGGGUCAUGGGGGGGGGGGGGGGGGGGGGGGGGGGCUGCAGCCGAGGUGUCACGUGCUCGCUGCUGGGACAGGUGGCAGCACUCAGACAAUAUCUUAUGCAUUUCGUUAUUUAGUUUACGUCCAACUGCAGAUGCCUUUAUUAUAUUAUUUGAUACAUCUAUUGUCACCUUUUGUAAAUAAAGUAUGUAUUCCAUGUG
Haliotis rufescens (red abalone) is the source of this 3231-nucleotide messenger RNA. Its product is annotated as serine/arginine repetitive matrix protein 1-like. Gene Ontology annotation, biological process: protein refolding; response to heat. NCBI's taxonomy places the organism in Eukaryota, Metazoa, Mollusca, Gastropoda, Lepetellida, Haliotidae. The record is from RefSeq and is a predicted model, not a curated record. Gene Ontology annotation, molecular function: protein folding chaperone. Bases 542 to 1879 code for a protein of 445 amino acids. The transcript has 2 exons.